Molecule: messenger RNA, 1504 nt
Organism: Brassica oleracea var. oleracea
Lineage: Eukaryota; Viridiplantae; Streptophyta; Magnoliopsida; Brassicales; Brassicaceae
Product: nucleolin 2-like
Exons: 17
Coding region: 1-1404 (467 amino acids)
Biological process (GO): mRNA splicing, via spliceosome
Cellular component (GO): precatalytic spliceosome; U1 snRNP; U2-type prespliceosome
Molecular function (GO): U1 snRNA binding; mRNA binding
Source: RefSeq, a predicted model, not a curated record
AUGAAGAUUCAGGCGCUCACGACACAGCUGCUGGACCUGAGGCAGCGGAGGACUCAGAUGAUGAUGGAGCAUUGGAGAGGCGCUCGAAGAGGCGCACUGACCGCAACGCCUGAUCGCCUCUGUUUCUUCCAAAACGUUGGACAAGUUGUUCGUGUUCGACUUGUCGUCGACAACCGGGGUGUUUUCAUGGGCGAUGCCUUUGUUGAGUUUGCUUCUACCGACCAAGCAAACAAGGCACUGAAAGAAAAGAAGUGUGAUAAGUUUAAUAACUGGCGCAAAAUUGUUCUUGGUGUGGCUGAUAAGGGAGAGGGAGCUCCAUUCUUUCCACCCAAGUAUUGCAUAGAUCACAAAGUUUGGUACCUCGAAGAUGAAGAAGACUACCUUCAACAAGAAGUAGAGGAAGAUGAGGACUACCUUCAACAAGAAAAGAUGAGACACCUCCCAAUACUGAGGUACUAUUAUGCCUUUGUUGAGUUUGUUUCUCCUGAACGAGCUAAUUUGGCGCUGAAAAAGAAGAAUGGUGAAUACUUGCACGAUCAUGAGAUUUUGUUGAUGAAAAGACUUGAGGUGGACACUCCCCAUUCUGCUGAGACAGUUGUCACUGUAAGAGAUAAGACGCUCUUUGUUGACCAUCUCUCUAAGCAAACUAAAAUAUCAGAUAUCAUCAAUUUCUUUAAAGAUGUUGGAGAAGUUGUUCAUGUUCGUCUUAUGGUAGGCAAAGGUACCGGUCUGAUGGGGUCUGGCUACGUUGAGUUUGCUUCUGCUGCCGAAGCUGAGAAGGCGAUGGAGAAGAAGAACGGCAAAUAUUUAAACAGACGCAAGCUUUAUUUAUCUUUCGUUAAGGAGCCUUCACGAUUCAAGUAUUGCAUAGAUUACAAGGUUUGGUUCGAAGACUAUGUUCAGCGAGAAAACCUUCUGCUACAAGAAAAUGCAUCAAUGGAAGGACUUGAUGAAACUCCAGACUUUGUUGAGGAAGUUUCAUCGAGUAAGAAGACUCUCUUUGCCGAUAUCUCCCAUAAAAAAAUCCUGCGUUUUAACAUACCAAAUAUCAUCAGUUACUUCGAAGAUGUUGGAGAAGUUGCUAGUGUUAGACUUAUUGUAGACCGCCGGGGCAUAUCUUCGGGCUGUUGCUGUGUUGAGUUUGCUACUUGUACCGAAUCAAAUAAGGCUAUGCGAAUUAACCAGCAUGUUAAGGGGAUUUUUGUCAAGAUGCUUGAGAUAGCUCCAUACCCUUUCCGACCCAAGUACAACCUUACAGACCUUGCAGAGAACCUUUGGUACGAAGACGAGCUUAGACGAGAAGGCUUUGGUUUGCCGACCAGACCAAAGCCGGAGAAAGAGCCCUGCGUCGUUCGAAAGAUUACCUUCUGCGGUCAGAGGAUUACCUUCUCUGACGAAGACUAAUAGAAGAAGAUGGUGAUGCUCUUUGGUGUCUAUAACUUAUGAUACAAUGCAACUUGAGUUGAUUAAUCAUCUUUUUUUUAGGUUCUUUGUUUCUCAAUGG